Messenger RNA from Funneliformis caledonium, 186 nucleotides. The record is from the annotation of a GenBank genome assembly. NCBI's taxonomy places the organism in Eukaryota, Fungi, Glomeromycota, Glomeromycetes, Glomerales, Glomeraceae.
AUGGCAGAAAUGUCAGAGACUAUAUUAGCACUAUUAGAGAUUAUAUCUGAAUACGUUCUUGGUAGUCUCCUGGCCAUUGCAAUUAUGGGAGAUUCGCUCUAUAGUAAUUUUCGUGAAAAGAUUAUGUGGUGCUUAGGUGUCUUGGAUGCCCUUUUGAUGGUCUCUUUCACUCCCUCAACGUUGGAG